CACAGAGACCCUGCCUCUUCUAACACCUAGGCUUUGAUAAAGGCAGCACCGGUCCGCCGUUUGUUCAAACCACCCAGAGCAUCUCUAUCAUCGUUAACAUCUGGUCGUCAUGAAGGCCGCUAACAUCCUCCUGCUCUGCAUGCUGGGAGCCGCUCUGCUGUCCACGGUCCUCUGCAACAGUGCAAGUGGUCCCGACGACUGCUGCUUUCAAUUCUUCAGAAACCCGGUGAACAAAAAUCUCAUCUCUUCAUAUUUCAGGACUGAUUCUCGCUGCCCCAUAAGUGCAGUUGUCUUGAUAACACAGCGGGCACGCCGCAUCUGUGUGGAUUCACAGGAAAAGUGGGUAGAAAAGAUUGUUAAGCAUCUGGAGAAGAAAAUCCUGUAAAGGAUCUGCCUGCUGUUCUGCUUCAUCAGAUCAUGUGAAGAACAAAGUGAACUGGCAAUGUGGUCAUGAUUUUGGUAUUAAAGCUUUUCUAUUUCAAGUAAAGAUUUUGCUUUGAAUAUACCAUAGUUUGUUUUCUAAAAUUUCUUUAAAAAUCUAUCAAUAGUAUCUGGAAUGUUAAUUGUAGUCUGCAUUAUAAUCCCA
This is a messenger RNA of Xiphophorus couchianus (Monterrey platyfish), 586 nucleotides long. RefSeq names its product eotaxin-like. NCBI's taxonomy places the organism in Eukaryota, Metazoa, Chordata, Actinopteri, Cyprinodontiformes, Poeciliidae. Bases 110 to 385 code for a protein of 91 amino acids. Gene Ontology annotation, cellular component: extracellular region. Gene Ontology annotation, biological process: immune response. Gene Ontology annotation, molecular function: chemokine activity. The transcript has 3 exons. The record is from RefSeq and is a predicted model, not a curated record.